AUGGCUACUUACAUCAAAUCCACUCAUCUUAACAAAAUGGGUGCUAUAUUUGUUGCUUUUUCUCUAUACAUAUCUUUUCUUGGUUGUGUUUGUGAAGCUAGGAUUUACACGGGCAAAGGCGCAUUUGUCCGAACCAAAGGCUCAAACUUUGUUGUCAAUGGUUCACCUUUUUUGUUCAAUGGUUUUAAUGCAUAUUGGAUGAUGAAUGUAGCCGCUGAUCCAAGUGAACGAUACAAAGUUAGCCAAGUCCUACAAGACGCUGCGAAUGAUGGUCUUUCGGUUUGUCGCACAUGGGCUUUCGCCGAUGGUGGUGGUUAUAACGCGUUACAAAUUUCGCCAGGAGUAUAUAAUGAACUUGUAUUUCAGGGAUUGGAUUUUGUGGUGGCAGAAGCAAGAAAAUAUGGUAUUCGGUUGAUAUUAAGUUUUGUUAAUCAUUUUAAAGACUUUGGAGGGAGACCACAAUAUGUUGAGUGGGCUAGAAACUCAGGCGUUCAAGUCAGCAGUUAUGAUGAUUUCUACACAAAUCCUAUAGUUAAAGGGUAUUACAAAAAUCAUGUUCAAAGAGUUAUAACAAGAAUCAAUACAAUCACCCAAAUCGCGUAUAGUCAUGACCCCGCGAUCAUGGCAUGGGAACUCAUUAACGAGCCACGGUGUCAAUCUGAUUACUCCGGACGAACUAUUAAUGAUUGGGUUCAAGAAAUGGCUUUGUUUGUUAAGUCAUUGGAUCGAUAUCAUUUGUUGGAGAUCGGUAUGGAAGGCUUUUAUGGAGACACAAUGCCGGAAAAAAAACAAAUAAACCCGGGUUACCAAGUUGGAACCGAUUUCAUCAGCAACAAUCUUAUUAGGGAAAUUGAUUUCGCCACGAUACAUGCCUAUCCUCAUCGAUGGUUGUCUGGAAAAGAUGAAGAUUCUCAAAUGGCAUUUAUGCAAAGAUGGAUGUGGAGUCAUUUCAAAGAUUCAAGAACUAUCCUAAAGAAGCCCCUAGUGAUAGCUGAAUUUGGGAAGUCAAGCAAAGAUCCAGGUUAUAACAUUCACAAAAGGGAUUCAUACAUGAGAGAUGUUUAUAGAAACAUUUUCAUGGAGGCAAGAAGUGGAGGGACAGUUGGUGGUGGUUUAGUGUGGCAGCUUAUGGCGGAUGGGAUGGGUUCCUACGGCGAUGGGUACGAAAUUAUCUUGUCUGAAAACCCGUCCACGGACAACAUCAUGUCUCAGCAGUCUCGCGCCAUGACAUCUCUGUCGCAUUUGUUAAGAAUUCGGCAUCAUCAACAUCCGCCUAGGGCUGGCUCAACCUUUUUUUAG
Molecule: messenger RNA, 1299 nt
Organism: Helianthus annuus (common sunflower)
Lineage: Eukaryota; Viridiplantae; Streptophyta; Magnoliopsida; Asterales; Asteraceae
Product: mannan endo-1,4-beta-mannosidase 5
Exons: 5
Coding region: 1-1299 (432 amino acids)
Molecular function (GO): hydrolase activity, hydrolyzing O-glycosyl compounds
Source: RefSeq, a predicted model, not a curated record